Messenger RNA from Lepisosteus oculatus (spotted gar), 15677 nucleotides. RefSeq names its product low-density lipoprotein receptor-related protein 1B. Gene Ontology annotation, molecular function: protein binding; calcium ion binding; low-density lipoprotein particle receptor activity. Lineage: Eukaryota; Metazoa; Chordata; Actinopteri; Semionotiformes; Lepisosteidae. Gene Ontology annotation, cellular component: plasma membrane; signaling receptor complex. The record is from RefSeq and is a predicted model, not a curated record.
CUGCUGAAAGCAGGGAGAGGAGGAAGGCUGGCUCAUUUAACAGACGAAUUUCAAUUGACAUUUCUAAAUUGCGCUGCUAGACUCAAGGCUGGCUCCGACUUGAGAGAGUGCAGUGAAGCAGUCGGAGUCUUCUUUCCGCAACGAUGUCUGAGUUUGUUUUAGCCUUUUUAACCAUAUCGGGAUUAUUUACAAUUGCUAAGGUGCAGGCAACAGUGGGAGCAGAUCAAGAACACCUGUUGUGUGAUGUGGGUGAAUUUCUUUGCCACGAUCAAUUGACUUGUAUUUCUGAGCACUGGCUAUGUGAUGGAGAACCUGACUGUCCAGACAGUGCCGAUGAAUCGCUGGACAGAUGUCCUGGAGAUGUAGUGGUGAAAUGCCCUCUCAAUCACAUGCUGUGUAUUGGUACAAGGAAGUGCAUUCAUUAUAACAAAGUUUGCAAUGGAGUUCUGGACUGUGAUGAUGGAUAUGAUGAAGGAGUGCAUUGCAGAGAACUCUUACCAAAUUGCCAUCGACUGCGAUGCCAACAUGGAUGUGUAAUGACGAGGAAUGGGACUUUUUGCUACUGUGGAGAUGGGUUUGAGGUCGGAGAAGAUGGACGGAGCUGCACAGAUUAUGAUGAAUGCACUGUGUAUGGGAUCUGCAGCCAAACCUGUACAAACAGCUAUGGGUCCUAUGAAUGCAGCUGUACAGAUGGCUAUCUCUUGCAGCUGGACAGAAAGUCAUGCAAAGCUAAAAUCGAACCCAAUGACAGACCUCCUGUGCUCUUAAUUGCUAAUUCAGAAAAUAUUGCCAUAGCAUCACUUACUGGAAACACUGUGCCAGACUUAAGACCUGUUAUCACCAAUGGAACUGUAACACUGGACUUCAGUUACAGCAAGGAAUCAAUUUGCUGGGUUACAACUCCAGAAUAUAACAGUCAGUUGAGAUGUGCCAAGAUGACAAAGUUGAAAGGUAUCUCAGAAGAACAAGGAAUAAGAAUGGGACAAAACCUACAAAAUGUGGAACAAAUGGCCAUAGAUUGGCUAAGUGGUAAUUUAUACUUUGUGGAUCGGAUCAGUGAUCGGAUAUUUGUAUGCACUCAAAAUGAAGACACUUGUGUCACUGUCGUUGACCUUGACCUUCAUAACCCGAAAGGAAUUGCUCUUGAUCCACUCAUGGGGAAGCUUUUCUUUACGGACUAUGGAAACAUCGCUAAAGUGGAGCGAUGCAACAUGGAUGGCACAAACAGAACGGGGAUAGUGGGUUAUAAAACCGAACAGCCUACCGCCAUCACUCUGGACUUGGUGAAGAAACUGGUAUACUGGGCAGAUGUUUAUUUGGACUAUAUUGAGGUGGUAGAUUAUAAUGGCAAAAACAGACAUACUGUCAUUCAAGGAAGGCAGGUGGCUUAUCUGUAUGGGUUAACACUUUUUGAGGAUUUCUUGUAUGCAACACGUUUGGAGCCCACUAAAGGAAAUAAAGUGGACAUUUUAAGGAUAAACCGGUUCAAUAGCACUGAUGUCCAAACUCUAACCAGCAUGGAAAACUCUAGAGUAAUACAUGUCUACCACAAGCUGACACAACCAGCAGUCAGGAGUCAUGCUUGUGAGGUGAGCCCUUCUGGGAAGCCAGGCGGAUGUUCACAUAUCUGCCUCCUUAGUGGCAGCUACAAAUCCAGGACCUGCCGCUGCAGGACUGGCUUCGCCCUGGGAAGUGAUGGCAAGUCGUGCAAAAAACCCAAGAAUGAGAUGUUCCUUUUUUAUGGAAAGGGGAGACCAGGCAUUAUUCGGGGAAUGGGUCUGAAUACCAAAGCUGGAGAUGAGCACAUGAUUCAGAUAGAGGAUCUUGUUAAUCCACGGGCUCUCGACUUCCAUGCUGAAACAAAUUACAUUUACUUUGCUGACACAACCAGCUUUCUAAUUGGAAGACAGAAGAUCGAUGGAACGGGACGAGAAACAAUACUAAAAGAUGACCUUGAUAACGUGGAAGGGGUGUCAGUGGACUGGAUUGGAAACAACCUGUAUUGGACAAAUGAUGGCUAUAGAAAAACCAUCAGUGUUGCCCGACUGGAGAAGGCAUCCCAGACCAGGAAAACUCUUUUAGAAGGAGACAUGUCUCACCCCAGAGGCAUUGUGGUAGACCCAGUAAAUGGUUGGAUGUACUGGACUGACUGGGAAGAAGAUGAGGUUAAUGACAGUAUUGGGAGGAUUGAGAAGGCAUGGAUGGAUGGCUCCAAUCGACAAAUAUUUGUGACUUCAAACAUGCUUUGGCCAAAUGGUUUAACUCUUGAUUAUGGAACCAAUACAAUGUACUGGUGUGAUGCCUACUAUGAUCACAUUGAGAAAAUCUUCCUCAAUGGCACAGGCAGAAUGGUGGUGUACAAUGGGAAAGAAUUAAACCAUCCAUUUGGGAUUUCUCAUUAUCAGAAUUACAUUUUUUGGACUGACUACAUGAAUGGUUCUGUUUUCCAAUUAAACUUGCUGUCUGGAAAUGUUACUCUUCUGAGAAGUGAAAAGCCUCCACUCUUUGGACUUCAGGUUUAUGACGCUCAAAGUCAAAAAGGGGACAAUGCUUGCCGUGUUAACUAUGGAGGAUGCAGCACCCUGUGUCUGGCUAUUCCUGGCGGUAGAGUCUGCGCUUGUGCUGACAACCAGCACCUGGAGAGAAACAAUGUCACCUGCUCAAUGACUUCAGGGGACCUGGUGCCUCAGCUGUGUAAAAGUGAUGAAUUUCAAUGUCAAAACAAGAGAUGUAUUCAUGCCAGCUGGAAGUGCGAUGGAGAUGAUGACUGCUUGGAUAGCAGUGAUGAAGACAUGGCCACUUGCUAUAAUCAUAGCUGUCCUGCUGACCAGUUUAAGUGCCUGAAUAACCGCUGCAUUCCUAAAAAAUGGUUAUGCGACGGAACCAAUGACUGUGGGAAUAAUGAAGAUGAGUCCAACGUUACAUGUUCAGCUCAGACUUGCCAGCCUGGCCAGUUUGCCUGUCGUAACGGACGCUGUAUCCCAGUCUCCUGGCUCUGUGAUCGAGAUGAUGACUGUGGAGACCAGUCCGAUGAAGCUCCUUCGUGUGCUUUUCCUACCUGUGAAGCCCUGACACAGUUUGGCUGUGCCAAUGGAAGGUGCAUCAGCAUGAAAUGGCACUGUGAUUCAGAUGAUGACUGUGGCGAUGGCAGCGAUGAGAUUGGGUGUGCCCACUCCUGCUCAGAUGUCCAGUUCCACUGUUCCAGUGGGAGGUGUAUACCAGAUCACUGGGCCUGUGAUGGUGACAAUGAUUGUGGUGACUUUAGUGAUGAGACUAAUGCUACGUGCACAGUAGCAGGCAUGCAUCCCCUCAGCGACUGCAGCAGCGAGGAGUUCCACUGUCAGGGCGAUGGGACGUGCAUUCCUGAGCGCUGGCGAUGUGACGGGGACAAAGAUUGUGAAGACGGCAGUGAUGAGCAGAGCUGUGGGGCCACCAGGAGGAUGUGUGACCCAAAAUCCAAGUUCACCUGCAAGGUCUCGGGAAAGUGCAUCAGUAAGAACUGGGUGUGUGAUGGAGACAAUGACUGUGAAGACCUCUCGGAUGAGGAGAACUGUGAGAAUUCCAUCUGUAAGCCUCCGAAGUAUCCUUGUGCUAAUGACAGCUCCACAUGCCUGCUGCCUGAGAGAAUCUGCAACAGGAAGAUUGACUGCUCUGAUCAGUCUGAUGAGGGACCUUUUUGUGAUGAAUGCUCUCUUGACAAUGGUGGCUGCAGUCAUCAGUGUGCCAUGGCUCCAGGGAAGGGGAUCGUUUGUUCUUGCCCUGCGGGACUCCAUCUCAACCCAGACAACAAAACCUGUGAUGUGGUGGAUUACUGUACCAAGCACCUCAAGUGCAGCCAAGUGUGCGAGCAGUACAAAACCACUGUCAAGUGUUCCUGCUAUGAUGGCUGGAGCCUCAGUCCUGACGGGGAGAGCUGCUACAGCACUGAUCCUUUUGAAGCUUUUAUUAUUUUUUCCAUCCGCCAUGAGAUCAGACGGAUAGAUCUUCACAAGAGAGACUACAGCCUGCUAGUUCCAGGUUUAAGGAAUACCAUAGCUCUUGACUUCCACUUUAAUCAGAGCUUACUUUACUGGACUGAUGUUGUCGAAGAUAAAAUUUAUAGAGGGAAGCUCUCUGAUACUGGAGGUGUGACCGGAAUCGAAGUGGUGGUGAAGCAUGGCUUGGCGACCCCAGAGGGCUUGGCUGUGGACUGGAUUGCAGGAAACUUUUACUGGAUCGACAGUAAUCUGGAUCAGAUUGAAGUGGCGAAGCUGGAUGGAAGCAUGCGGACAACAUUAAUUGCCGGGGGAAUGGAGCACCCGAGAGCAAUAGCCUUGGACCCUGGCCAUGGAAUUCUUUUCUGGACGGACUGGGAUGCCACAUUCCCACGAAUCGAAGCAGCCUCAAUGAGCGGCGUUGGACGGCGGAUUGUUUUUAAAGAUAUGGAAAUGGGAGCAUGGCCAAAUGGACUUACCUUAGACCACCUUGAAAAGAGAAUAGUGUGGACAGAUGCUCGGUCCGAUGCCAUUUAUUCCGCCCAGUACGAUGGCAGUGACAUUCUAGAGAUCCUGAGAGGGCACGAGUACCUAUCACACCCCUUUGCUGUGUCCCUCUUUGGAGGCAAUGUGUACUGGACUGACUGGAGGACCAACACUCUGGCAAAGGCCAACAAGUGGACUGGCCACAAUGUGACAGUGAUUCAGAAGACUAGUGCUCAGCCUUUCGACCUGGAGAUCUUCCAUCCCAGCAGACAACCUCAUGCCUCCAAUCCCUGUGAAGGCAACGGCGGACGGGGACCGUGCACACACUUGUGCCUGAUCAAUUACAACUGCACUGCGGCCUGCGCUUGCCCACAUCUCAUGAAGCUGGCUCCUGACAACAGAUCCUGCUUUGCCCUGAAGAAAUUCCUCUUGUAUGCUAGACGUUCAGAAAUCCGUGGAGUUGAUAUAGAUAAUCCAUAUCUGAACAUUAUAACAGCCUUCACUGUUCCUGAUAUUGAUGAUGUGACUGUUGUGGAUUAUGAUGCUUUUGAGGAGAGGAUUUAUUGGGCUGAUGUGAAAACCCAAACAAUCAAGCGAGCUUUUGUCAAUGGAACUGGGUUAGAGACAAUCAUGUCCGGAGACAUGUUAAACGUCCGUGGGCUUGCUAUAGACUGGCUGUCAAGAAACAUGUACUGGAUAAGUUCCGAGAAUGACGAGACACAGAUCAGUGUUGCUCGCUUGGAUGGAUCCCUCAAGACGUCUGUCAUCCAUGGGAUUGAUAAACCCAAGUGUCUCGUGCUGCAUCCUUCAAAGGGGAAGCUCUACUGGACUGAUGGAAACACAAUUAACAUGGCAAAUAUGGAUGGCAGUAACAGUAAGAUCUUGCACCAGAACCAGAGAGAACCUGUCGGUCUGUCAAUAGACUACGCUACAAACAAGCUUUACUGGAUCAGUUCAGGAAAUGGAACCAUUAACAGAUGUAACCUAGAUGGCAGUAAUCUAGAAGUUAUAGAGUCCAUGAAGAAAGAAUUGAUAAAAGCUACAGCUUUGGCUGUUAUGGGUGGGAAACUGUGGUGGGCGGAUGAAAGCACAGCCCGGCUUGGCACUGUCAACAAGAGAGAUGGGAGAAACCCAGUGAUUCUGAGAAACAAGACCUCAGGCGUGGUUCACAUGAAACUAUAUGACAAGGAGGGACAGAAAGGACGAAACCCUUGUCAGCUAAACAACGGAGGCUGCUCCCAGCUCUGUUUGCCAACAUCUGAGAAUUCCAGAAGCUGCCUGUGUACUCUGGGCUAUAGCCUGAGAAGUGACCGCAUGUCUUGUGAAGGCCUUGGAUCCUUCCUGAUGUACUCAAUUCAUGAAGGAAUCAGAGGAAUCUCUUUGGACCCCGGUGACAGUACAGAAGCUCUUAUGCCGAUAACAGGAACCCUGUUUGCUGUGGGUGUGGACUUCCAUGCAGAAAAUGAUACCAUUUAUUGGACCGACAUGGGCUUAAAUAGAAUCAGCAGAGCCAGGAGGGACCAGACAUGGAAGGAAGACAUCAUCACGAAUGGGGUUGGAAGGGUCGAAGGCAUUGCAGUAGACUGGAUAGCUGGUAACAUUUAUUGGACUGACCACGGCUUUAAUCUCAUUGAGGUUUCAAGACUCAAUGGUUUGUACCGAUUCGUGGUCAUUUCUGAAGGACUUGAUCAACCAAGAGCCAUUGCAGUGCAUCCAGAGAAAGGAUACCUGUUCUGGACAGAAUGGGGACAGACCCCUUGCAUCGGACGAGCACGUUUAGAUGGUUCAGAGCAAAUUGCUCUUAUUAGCUCAGGAAUCACCUGGCCUAACGGAAUCUCCAUUGACUACAAGGAAAAUAAAUUAUACUGGUGUGAUGCCCGUACAGACAAGAUAGAGAGAAUCAACCUUGAGAGUGGAGAGAGCCGAGAGAUUGUGCUGUCAGGGAGCAAUGUGGAUAUGUUUUCAGUGGCAGUCUAUGGGGCUUACAUCUACUGGUCUGACAGAGCACAUGCCAACGGCUCCAUCAGAAGAGGCUUCAAGAAUGAUGCUACUGAUGCCCUGACUAUGAGGAGUGGCCUCGGGAUCAACCUGAAAGAUGUGAAAGUCUUCAACAGAGCCAGGGAGAAAGGUACAAAUCCCUGUGCCAGGAAUAAUGGUGGAUGUCAGCAGCUUUGCUUCUAUCAAGGAAAUGGGCGGAGGACAUGUGCCUGUGCUCACGGGUAUCUCUCUGAAGGAGGAUUCAGUUGUCAGAAGUAUGAUGGCUACCUGCUCUACUCAGAGAGAACCAUACUGAAGAGCAUUCACCUUUCAGAUGAGAGCAAUUUAAACUCCCCAAUAAAGCCUUAUGAGAAUCUGGCCUAUUUCAAGAAUGUGAUAGCUCUUGCCUUUGAUUACCAGCAGAGGGUAAAAGGAACUAAUCGCAUCUUCUUCAGUGAUGUCCAUUUUGGGAAUAUUCAAGUUAUUAAUGAUGACUGGACUGGAAGAGAGAUCAUUGUUGAAAACGUGGGAUCUGUGGAAGGCCUGGCCUAUCACAGGGCUUGGGAUACCCUGUACUGGACCAGCUCCACAACCUCUACUAUCAGCAGACACACCAUUGACCAGAGCAGGGCUGGAGCUUUUUACAAAGAGGCUGUUGUCACGAUGUCAGAAGAGGACCAUCCACAUGUCCUUGCUUUGGAUGAGUGCCAGAACCUGAUGUUCUGGACUAACUGGAAUGAGCAGCACCCAAGCAUCAUAAGAUCCACGUUAUCUGGAAACAACAUGCAGGUCAUCGUUAGCACGGACAUCCUGACUCCCAACGGACUCACAAUUGACCACAAAGCAGAGAAGCUGUACUUCUCUGAUGGAAGUCUGGGAAAAAUUGAAAGGUGUGAAUAUGAUGGAUCACAAAGAUAUGUCAUUGUGAAGUCAGGGCCAGGAACCUUUUUUGGCCUGGCUAUUUAUGGCGACUUCAUCUUUUGGUCAGAUUGGGUGCGGAGAGCUGUUCUACGCUCCAAUAAGUACACAGGAGGUGAAAUGAAGGUACUUCGAGCAGAUAUACCCCACCAGCCAAUGGGAAUUGUAGCUGUGGCCAAUGAUACGAAAACAUGUGAGUUGUCUCCAUGUCGAGUGAUGAAUGGAGGGUGUGAGGACCUUUGCAUUUUAACUCCAGAUGGCAGGGUGAACUGCACCUGUAGGGGAGAACGAGUAUUAUUAGAUGGUGGCAGAUGUGUGUCUAAAAACUCAUCAUGCAACAUCCACAUGGAGUUUGAAUGUGGGAAUGGUGAAUGUAUUGACUACCAGCUAACGUGUGAUGGAAUAGCUCAUUGUAAAGACAAGUCAGAUGAGAAGCUGCAAUACUGUGACAACAGGAACUGUAGAAAAGGUUUUAAAAAAUGUUACAAUCAACGAUGUGUGGCAAAUAGCCAAUUUUGUGAUGGUGUGGACGACUGUGGAGACAACUCUGAUGAAGCCUACUGUAAUAACUCCACCUGUUCUUCCUCGGAAUUCCGCUGUCGCGACGGGAGCUGCAUUCCAAGCUCAGCCUGGUGUAACCACAUGAUCGACUGUGCCGAUGCUUCUGAUGAGCGCUAUUGCAAUAACACAGACUGUUUGGAUUACUACAGAAUCGGGGUCAAAGCUACAGGCUUCAUAAGCUGCAACUCCACAUCCCUCUGUAUUCUUCCAUCAUGGGUCUGUGAUGGAUCGAACGACUGUGGAGAUUAUGCAGAUGAAACCAACUGUCAGGUCCACCUGGGACACAGAUGUGAAGAUGGAUAUUUUGCUUGCCCCAGUGGAAACUGUAUCUCCAGUGUUUGGCUGUGCGAUGGGCAGAAGGACUGUGAGGAUGGAGCUGAUGAAUACCAGUGUGAUUCUUCCUGUCUCUGGAAUCAGUUUGCUUGCUCGAAGAACAAGUGCAUUGCCACGCAGUGGCUCUGUGAUGGGGAAGAUGAUUGUGAUGAUGGCUUGGAUGAAAGUGAUGAAUUCUGUGGAUCUGUGACCUGUGCUCCUGGUAUGUUCAGCUGUCCUGGCUCCCACGCCUGCGUGCCCAAGGACUGGCUUUGUGAUGGGGAGAGAGACUGCCCAGAUGGGAGUGAUGAGCUCUCUGCUGCUGGCUGCAAGCCAAACAACACUUGUGAUGAAAGUACUUUUCUCUGUCACAACAAUGGCUGCAUCCCCAAGCAGUUUGUAUGUGACCAUGAUAAUGACUGCGGAGAUGGAUCUGACGAGUCUUCUGAGUGUGUGUACCGCUCGUGUGGUCCUGGAGAGUUUCGCUGCGCAGAUGGCAGAUGUCUUUUAAGCGUGCAGUGGGAAUGUGAUGGAUAUUCAGACUGUCCUGACCAUUCUGAUGAAUUGCCUCUAAACCCUAAGUGCUCUGCUGCAGAAAGUUUGUGCAAUGGGUCAUUUUUCAUGUGUGCAAAUGGCCGGUGCAUUCCUAUCGGAAGCCUAUGUGACAAGAAGGAUGAUUGUGGCGACGGUUCAGAUGAAAGAAACUGCAACGUGAAUGAGUGUUUAAACAGAAGAGUCAGUGGAUGUACACAAGAAUGCCAGGAUCUUGCAGUGGGGUACAAGUGUAAGUGUUGGCCUGGAUUCCGACUGAAAGAUGAUGGAAAAACAUGCAUUGAUAUUGACGAAUGUUUGACUGGAUUCCCCUGCAGUCAGCAGUGCAUUAACAUGUAUGGAUCCUACAAGUGUUUGUGUGCAGAUGGAUAUGAAGCACCAGCUAGUAAUCCGAACAGCUGCAAGUCUCUCUCAGGUGAAAAACCCUUUCUAAUUCUUGCGGACCAUCAUGAAAUAAGGAAAAUAGAUGUUGAUGGAUCUAAUUACACACUUCUGAAACAGGGGCUCAACAAUGUCAUUGCAAUAGACUUUGACUACAGAAAGGAGUUUAUAUAUUGGAUUGACUCAAGCAGACCUAACGGGAGACGAAUAAACAGAAUGCGCCUGAAUGGAAGUGAUCUUAAGGUAGUUCAUCGCUCAGCAGUCCCAAGUGCUUUGGCAGUUGACUGGAUUGGGAAAAACCUAUAUUGGAGUGACACAGAGAAAAAGACAUUGGAGGUCUCUAAAGUCAAUGGAUUGUAUCCUACAAUCCUCGUGAGCUCUGGUCUAAAGAACCCAAAAGAUUUGGCUUUGGAUACUCAGUCAGGGUAUGUGUUCUGGAUUGACUGUUGUGAAUACCCUCACAUCGGGCGCAUAGGUAUGGAUGGUACCAAUCAGAAUGUGAUAAUUGACACAGAAGUCUCAAGGCCAGCAGCUUUAAUGAUUGACUAUGUCAACAAAAGGCUGUACUGGGCAGAUGACAAUCAUGUCUUGUUUUCUAACUUGGAUGGAUCCAAACGGUACAAGGUUCCUAAUCAAGACAUUCAAGGGGUGAUGGGGCUAACACUGUUUGAAGACUACGUCUAUUGGACAGAUGGGAAAUCCAAAUCUCUCCACCGAGCGCACAAGACCUCGGGAGCGGAGAGCAUAUCGCUGCUGAGCUCUUGGCAAGCUAUAACAGACAUACAGGUGUACCAUCCCUUCAGGCAGCCUGAUGUGCCUAAACACCCGUGUCAAGUAACAAAUGGAGGAUGCAGUCACUUGUGUUUGCUGUCUCCCAGCGGAGGUUAUAAAUGUGCCUGUCCCACAAAUUUCUAUCUUGCUGCUGAUAACAGGACCUGCUUAUCCAACUGUACAGCCAGUCAGUUUCGUUGUGGGACUGAUGAAUGCAUUCCCUUUUGGUGGAAGUGCGAUACAGUGGAUGACUGUGGCGAUGGGUCAGAUGAGCCAGAGGACUGUCCUGAAUUUAUAUGUCAGCCUGGGCGCUUCCAGUGUGGAACUGGGCUCUGUGCCCUUCCUCCUUUUAUAUGUGACGGAGAGAAUGACUGUGGGGAUAAUUCUGAUGAAGCCAAUUGUGAUACUUACAUGUGUCUCUCGGGUCAGUUUAAAUGUACACAGAAACAGAAGUGCAUCCCCUUAAAUCUACGAUGCAAUGGACAGGAUGACUGUGGAGAUGGGGAGGAUGAAACAGAUUGUCCGGAAAACACUUGUUCGCCUGAGCAGUUUCAGUGCAAGACCACAAAGCACUGCAUCUCCAGGCUGUGGGUCUGCGACGAGGAUCCUGAUUGUGCUGAUGGCUCCGAUGAGGCCAGUUGUGAUGAGAAGACGUGCGGACCUCAUGAAUUCUGUUGUAAGAAUAACAACUGCAUCCCAGACCACUGGAGGUGUGAUGGUCAGAUAGACUGUGGAGACGGUUCAGAUGAAGAGAACUGCGAACCUCCGACUUGCAAUUCGAAAGACUUUGUCUGUGCGAAUGGGGAAUGUGUUUCGGCACGAUUCCGGUGUGAUGGGGAUCACGACUGUGCUGAUAGUUCUGAUGAGAAAGAUUGUGAAACACGUUGCUCGAAGGAUCAGUUCCAGUGCUUAAAUAACUUGUGCAUUUCGCUAAAAUGGCUCUGUGAUGGUCAGGAGGACUGCAAGCUUGGGGAAGACGAAGACAACUGCGACCAAGUGGUCCCGUCUUGCUCCUCGAGCGAGUAUGUCUGUGCGAGUGGGGGCUGUGUGUCCGCCAGCCUGAAGUGCAAUGGCGAGAACGACUGCACUGACGCCUCAGACGAGGGUGACUGUGUGAGAGAAUGCAGAGAGGACGAGUUCCUCUGCCAGAACAGAGCUCACUGUAUCCCUUCCAGAUGGCGAUGUGAUGAUGUGUAUGACUGUGUGGAUCGCAGUGACGAGGAGAACUGCGACCACGGGUCAUACAGAUGCCGUGCCGAUGAGUUUGUCUGCAACAACACCUUGUGUAAACUGCUAGUCUGGGUGUGUGAUGGUGAGGAUGACUGUGGAGACAAUUCAGAUGAGGAUCCCGAAAUGUGUGCCAAGCUGCCGUGCCCGGCCUCUCGGCCGCUCAGGUGCGGGAACGGCAGGACCUGCCUGCGGCGGGAGCAGGUGUGCGACGGUGCGGACGACUGCGGGGACGGCUCGGACGAGCGGCGCUGCGAGAACACGAUGGAGAAGCACAGGCCCUGUGGGAAGUCUGAGUUCACCUGCAGUAAUAAGCACUGCGUCCCUGCUGAGCUGCAGUGUGAUCUCUUUGAUGAUUGUGGGGACGGAGGCUCAGAUGAGCUUGAUUGCAAGACUGCUCCCAUUAAUAAUAUGUGUGAAGGAAAAAUUAAUCCGUGCGGCGAAGAUGCAGUCUGCAAUCAAACCAUGACAGCUGCCGUUUGUCAGUGCAAACAAGGCUUUGAGAGAAACCAAAAGAAUAAGCAGUGUGAAGAAGUCAAUGAGUGUCUCCUCUUUGGUUCCUGUUCUCAAUACUGCACGAACACUAAAGGUUCCUUCAAAUGUACAUGUGACAGAAAUUUUAAAGAAAUCAAUGGCAGCUGUUUAGUAAAAGGACCAGAAGAUCAAGUGCUCUACAUUGCUAAUGACACUGAAAUCCGAGGUUUUGUGUAUCCAUUUAACCAGAGCCAUGGACACAAACAACUAGCUCGCAUUGAGGACAAUGCCCGAGUCAUUGGGAUGGAUGCUCUUUAUCAAGGACACAAGAUUAUCUGGGGUACCCAGUUUAAUCCAGGUGGAAUUUUUUACAAAGACACCCUAGGCAGAAGUGAAUCUAAAACAAAUAGUGGAUUGAUAUGUCCAGAUUUCCGAAGGCCAAGGGAUGUCUCCUGUGACUGGGUAACUGGGAAUGUCUAUUGGACAGAUCACUCCAGAAUGCACUGGUUCAGCUACUACACAACUCACUGGACUAGGCUGCGAUACUCUGUUAAUGUAGGACAACUCGAUGGAACAAACUGCACACGGCUCAUAACAGAUAUAGCAGGGGAGCCUUAUGCCAUUGCAGUGAACCCACUUCGCGGCAUGAUGUACUGGACAGUGAUUGGUGACCGUUCUCAUAUAGAGGAAGCUGCAAUGGAUGGAACGAUGAGGAGAGUCUUGUUGGAGAAGAAUCUGAGAAGGCCUACAGGUCUUGCUAUUGAUUAUUUCAACCAACGCCUGUAUUGGGCUGACGCAGAGCUCUCUGUGAUAGGAAGCAUACGUUUUGAUGGAUCUGAUUCCCUGCUUGUCAUUGGCAUCACACAUGGUAUUUUGCAGCCUCAUAGAAUUGAUAUAUUUGAAGAUUAUAUUUAUGGAGCAGGACUGAAAAACAAUGUUUUUAAAGUUCAUAAGUAUGGACACACUCCAGUGGAACACCUUGAUCUAGGAGUAGAGAAAGCCACAAGUGUGCUGAUUUCUCACCGCUACAAACAGCAAGAUGUAAGUAACCCAUGCCUGAAGAGGAGCUGUGAGUUUCUGUGCUUGCUCAACCCCACUGGAGCCAGUUGCUUGUGCCCAGAGGGGAAAUUUUUAAUCAAUGGAUCUUGUGGCGAUAUAAAUAUUUCAGGAGAGCUGUGUAGACCUGCUUGUGAGAAUGGAGGUCGAUGUAUAAUCAAUGAAAAGGGGGAAAUGCGAUGUUACUGUUGGCCAAAUUUCUCUGGAGAGAGAUGUGAAAUCAAUCAUUGCAAAGACUACUGUCAGAAUGGAGGAACAUGUAUGGGGUCUCCUUUAGGGAAGCCAACCUGCCGGUGUGCUCUGGGCUUCACGGGGCCGCGCUGUGAGAGACGAGUCUGUGAUAAGUACUGUGUGAACGGCGGCACUUGCGUUGUAAGUGCAGGGAACCAGCCAGUGUGCCGGUGCCCCCCGGAGUACACCGGAGAUCGCUGCACGUAUCAUAUUUGCCACCACUACUGUGUGAAUUCCCAUGCCUGUACAAUAUCAAGCUCCGGGCUGGUGGAGUGCGUGUGUCCACCUCGUUACGAAGGGUCAAAGUGUGAGCUGGACAAGUGCCUGAGGUGCCAGGGGGGGCAGUGUUUAAUUGACCACAGCACUGGAGAUGUGGCUUGCAACUGCACCACUGGGAGAAUUGCAUCUAGCUGCCAGUUGUGUGAUGGGUACUGUUACAAUGGCGGCACCUGCCAGUUGGAUUCAGAAACUAACAUGCCUUUUUGUCACUGCACAGCAGGGUUCAAAAGUCAGCGCUGUGAUGAGAAAGUGAACCCUUGUGAUUACUACUGUCAGAAUGAGGGGAUUUGCACAUUAACUGCGUUUAACGAACCCAGAUGCAAGUGUUCAGCCAACUGGUCAGGCACACAAUGUGAGAGGCCAGCUCCCAAAAGCAGCCGGUCUGACAAUGCCAGUGGGAGAAGUAUAGCCAUCAUUGUGCCUCUCAUCCUUCUGGUUAUACUAAUAACCACAGUUGUAGCCGGUGUUCUCAUUUGCAAAAGAAGGCAACGGGGGAAAAGAGUUCAGAGGCAGCCCAUGUCAAAUGGUGGGAUUAACGUUGAGAUCGGAAACCCAUCUUACAACUUGUAUGAAGUGGAUCAUGAAAAUCACGAAGAUGCUGGUGGUCUCCUGCGUCCAAACUUCACGCUCGACCCUCACAAGGGCUGGUGUGUGAGGUCCAGUCCCAGAAGCCUUCCUGUCCACACUGUCCCGAAGGAGAUAAUCCCCGGACAGCCUACGAACUACUCCAACCCAAUGUACUCAAAUCUGUACCUUGAUGGGCCAAACUGUCGGAAACCAGUGCUCAGCAUCGACGAGAGAAGAGAGCUCCUCCCAAAGAAGCUAGAGGGCGCUAUACGGGAAACAGCGGCAUAGCCUGAUCUCACCCUCCUUCUUUUAUACAAUCUGUAGAAAUGUAAAAAAAAACUAAAAGAGGAAAAAAAACUUUUCUAUGUUCUUAUCAGGUUCUGAUAAUCUUUUCUGUUUUUUUUUUCCAUCAGCAUUACCCCUUUGUUUCAUUUUCGUGCUGAAAACUAUUGAAUUAACCAUUUGUACGUUUUUUAUGAAUAAUAUCAAACUGCACUAUAUAAUAUAAGACAAAGCUGCUGAUUUGCAAACACCAUUAACACAAUUAAUUGAUGAUCCGUCAGGAUGGUGUAAUAUAUAUAUUAUUUUGAAAUAUAUGUUGCUUUUUCAGUAUAUCAAUACCAAGCCAUGUCUUAAAUGUAGAAAGACAUGCUUUUUAUUUAGCCUAAGCAUAAUAUGUUCAUCAGGAGUUUCCUUUUAGUUUAUACUUUUCUACAUUAUGUGCAUUUUGGUUGCCUUUGUCACUUUGUUUCUUCACUUCCAGCAAAGAUAAACUUUAUGAUGGAAUUUUGCUUUUUGGAGUUUUGUCUCUCUGUGAUGUUAUGGCAAUCACCACUCAAAUAAUGUAUACGGUUUCCUGAUUGUGUUUUCUUCUAUUGUUUGUUUGUAACUACAUUUUUAUUUUUCAGAAAAUAUAACUUUUAUGAAAACAUAAUACUAUCCAGGUUUGUGGCAGCUUUUUUCCCCUCUUUAUUUAUGAAAACUACAGUAAAUAUCAGAUUGUUCAUGUGUAUACAUUCUUAUUAAUACUUCCUUUCAGAUACAUUACAUAUUUUUUAAUAUAUACAGUAUAUCCAUAUCAAUGCCUUUUUAAUUUAAUUCUGGUGUCAUUAAUCAAUACUUGGAUUUCAAAACACUUUUGUUAUCUGAAUAUCAUACAGCUGCCCCUCACACAAUUUAUAAAACUAUACUGUGAAGUUUACAAACAUGAGGGAUGCUUUGGAGUGAUAAAAUCCCUUGUAAAUUUUUCAGACAGACUAUUGGAUAGCCAGCCCCAGUAUAACUCCUUAUUUCUAGCAAAAUUGUUACAAGGCUAAGCAAACUGGGGGAGAGAGAAGAAAAUAAUCUUUAUUAACAUGUUAGUUUCAUAAGCAUACAUGCUUUUCUAAAAGGCUGCAAUGGCAAUGAACUAUUCUCUGAUAUUUGGAUCAUUUAGAUAGAUUCGAUUACAGACUGUACAUAAAUGGAUACAUUUAAACUACAGAAAGGUUUAACAGGAUGUCUAGUAAAUCUAAAUUUAGGAUGUUUUGCUAGUUUAUUGAAAGACCACAAAUCCAGGUGUUGCUAUUGGAUACAAAGGAGCUUGGAUCACUUGUAAGUCUUAUCCAGAAAGGCAUUCCAAUUGUAUUUGAUCUGCAGUAACUGCUGUUUUACCUACAUACUGUGCACCUAUAUAUAGGCCACACACAGAAACUACUUUUUAAAAUGACCUUGUUUUGUUUAGAUUGCUAAUUAUGAUUUUUGUGUCCCUGUAUGCUUUAGGGACCCAUGUAUGAACUGUAAGCAAGUAGCAGGCCAAAUUUAAACCUUUGUAACUUCUUUUUUAUAGAACCUACAGAGUACAAAACAUAAUUGUCUGAUUAUAAUGCCAUUCUGCAAAUGUACUAAAUAUUACAAUGUGGGAUUUACAUA